Messenger RNA from Paramacrobiotus metropolitanus, 2848 nucleotides. RefSeq names its product double-stranded RNA-binding protein Staufen homolog 2-like. The record is from RefSeq and is a predicted model, not a curated record. Lineage: Eukaryota; Metazoa; Tardigrada; Eutardigrada; Parachela; Macrobiotidae.
AAUGAAUUUUGAAAAUCUUGCGCUACGAAGUACGAACUACGAAGAACGACAGUUUUAUUUUGCUUUCUUCCAGUUCUGUUCUUCCAUGUCUUCCUUCUUUCCUUCUUCCUUAAUUUCACGAAAGUCGAAUAGGUGUAAAGCCAAAUAAGAAUAAAACUUAUAUUUAACAAUGCUUAAAUAAUUUUGUGGUUAAUAAUUUACUGGCCUGCUGGUUCGAUUUCGGAUCCGAACUUCGGUGGCCGAUUAUCAUUUGUCUCUUCUCGAACUAAACCUGUCCAAUGGAGUGUGAGAAAGGACCCUUGCAGUUCGUGCCAGCCUAUCCGGAUACGAAACCAUAUCAGUAUCAAACUGUUCGCGGAAUGUGCAGGUUCCCUGGUGAGCAAGGGCUUGGCAAUCCCGCAGUUUCGUCUCCUGUUUCUGUGCCAACAACUCAUGGAACCCAGAUACCACGAUUACCCAUGGGCUUAAGUAAGCCUUACGGGUUCAGUGAUUGUUAUACCGCCAAUGGUAUUCCGUCCGCACAUCUGCCCGUUAGAACCCAAAUUCCGAUUCUGCGGAUGCCUGUGAUCAGUGUAAUGGAUAGAUUCCAGUUGCCCCCGAAGCCUCCCUGUGAUUCAGGUCACCGGAAUGGCACGUUCUGUGUUGCGCGACCACUGAAUAUCGGUCCAUGUGGUUUUCUGACAACGAAUUCAGCGCAAUAUCCGCCGGUAGUUUCAUUCAUGCCAGAGCGGAUUCCCAUUUUCCCGCUUGGUGCUAAUUUACCGCCACAGAAUAGAGCUCAUUUUCCAAUGGUGCGCGCAAAAACCAGCGGUUUGUCUGCUACGGCUCUUCUGACUCAACCAACACUGCCACUCACACCAGAGCAUGACAAUCCAGAUAACGACACUCCCAUUAAUAAAUUAUCGCGGAUUGCUCGAUUUAACAAAGUGACAUUGUUAUACAGUUUAGUUGAUGAAAAGGGACCUGCCCAUGACAAGCUUUUCAUAGCAAAAGUUGCAUUAACUUUUCCUGACGGCACAUUGGAGUUUUUCGGAGAAGGGAAAAGCAUUAAAAAGGCCCAGCAUGCUGCCGCUCUCCGUGCUACCCAGUGUCCACGAUUGCGAGCGGUUCCGGAGAAAAAGUCAGCAUCGGGCGGAUCAUUAAAAUCGGUUGAUGCACCACCAGUAGCCCGACUGAAUGCACUGGCCGUUAAAUUGCGAUCCUGGGCUAAUUACCGAGAUGCCCAGAUCCCGUCGCCUUCCUACUGGCAGACUGGAGAACUGUUAUGGAGUACCACUGUCGCUGUGUGCGGAAAAAGUUUUGUUGGUUGGGGAAUGAAUAGAAUAGUGUCCCGGAACUUGGCAGCUCAGGCUGCUCUGGAGUAUUUUGACCGCCAGAAAGAUAAUCGCGAGCCGCCAAGUGGCACGACCGAUACUCCGCCACAGGUAGCUGACAAUGAGAAAUCCGCCGUCACCCGUUUGUAUGAAGAGGCAGCACGACGACAGAAAGACGUUGAGUUUACUUACACUGGCUGUGAUGGAGCUGGACAUAACCAAACACAUGCUUUCAAAUGUAUCGUGGGUUUAGUGGAAACAAUUGGGAAAGGGACAAGUAAGCGUGUUGCGAAACAUGAGGCUGCACAGAAAAUGCUGGAAAAUCUGGAGAUUAGUGCGGAUGGGUGUACCACCAAUUCAGGUACCGUGGAGAGAAAGCGCAAGACGAACUUAGUGAAGAGUGCCAAGGCUAAGCCUGAAUAUGGCAAGCAUAUCAAUCCUGUCUGUCGUUUGUAUCAAGUGCAGCAGGCCCAUGAUCAACCGAAUCCGAUCUUUGAAGAUAUGGACGAGACUAUCAGUCCGGACAAUAAAACAAAAGAAUUUACGGUCAGUGUGAAAAUUCCUGGUGGUAUUACCGUGCUGGGAUCAGGUUCCAGUAAGAAGCUAGCCAAGCGUUUUGCUGCUGAAAAUAUGCUGAAGGCUUUGGGACACCAUUUACAUUGUCCCCUUCCACAGAAAUCGUUGUUGAAGACGGCUAAACUUUCACUGCCGGAGCAAGUUGAGGGUGACAGAAAGGUGACGUUUGAUUUACAAAAUCCCGAAUCAGAAGACAAGCACAAUGGGGAAAUGUACAGGAAACGUUUCUCGAAAUACCCGCAGCCAGAGUAUUUGUAUCCCAAAGAGAGCGUAUCCGAAGUGUUGUAUGAAGCAACAUCCAACUUGCAGCAAGGUCGUUCUCUAGCGCCUGGUCUGAUCAGCUUACCUCGCAGCCGAACACCGGUCAGCACUGGUAUUCCGGUUAAUACCAUAUCGGCUAUUGCCAAAGAAUUACUGGCGCACAGUCAGUCGUCAAUUGCACAAGAACUGAUUUCGAAAUGUAGUCGUGAUAUGGAUGUGCCGGACGAGCUCUGCUCUGAACCGUUAUCCUUGCUGGAGUAUUUAUGUCGGGUGGUUAACAUGACUCUGAGUCAUGAGACGUUUUCCCGACAAGGGCCCCAUUCCGUGUACUCUACGGUUUUAACCGUGGGAGAGCCUGUCAGCAGUAUUGGAUGUGGAUCUGGACCAAAUGCCGAAUUAGCCAUAAAGGACGCAGCAUGGAAUUUGCUGCAUGUGAUUAGCGAGCAGGGUGAGGUUAAAGAAGGGGAAAAGGGAAGGCGAAGGAUGGAAACAGUAUUAAGGGAUGUAGCAAUGCUGAAGUGGCAAACGCCGGUCAUGUCUGACAGACGAUCUUGGAUGUCGACCGUGACUUCGCUGGGGUUGUGGCUUUGCCAGCUGUGGUUAAUUGCUGUGAUUGGUACGGUUAGGCUUAUCUGUGACUUUGGAAAUUUUAUAAGUACUCUUUCGGUUUGACUGGUGCAUAAUGAUGUAUUGAAAAA